UAAAGAUGUUCGCUAAUCCAAUGAGGCAAGCACCGGUUAUGGUUCUCCAGAACAAUACAAAAAGAGAGCAGGGUAAGAAAGCUCAGCUUUCUAACAUCAAGGCUGCUAAAGCUGUUGCUGAUGUAGUAAGGACUACUCUCGGUCCCAGCUCCAUGCUUAAGAUGCUUUUGGAUCCAAUGGGAGGUAUUGUCAUGACAAAUGAUGGAAAUGCUAUCCUUAGAGAAAUCGAUGUUGCUCAUCCAGCUGCCAAGAGUAUGAUCGAGCUGGCCAGAGCCCAGGACGAAGAAGUCGGUGAUGGAACCACUUCCGUCAUUGUUCUUGCAGGACAAAUCCUCCAAGCAGCUGAGAUAUUUAUUGAGAAGAGAGUGCAUCCAACAGUUGUGGUAAAUGCUUACUUCAAGGCAAUGGAAGAGAUCCUUAAGAUCACUGAGGAGCUCGGCGUUGACAUUGAUGUUGACAGCGAAGAAGACAUCAAGAAAAUAGUCACUAGCUGUAUUGGUACUAAGUUCUCUCACAAAUGGGGAGAUCUCAUUGUGGAUUUGGCCAUCAAGGCUACUAAAACCGUUCUCAGACAAUCUGGUAAGGAAGUUGAGAUUGACCUCAAGAGAUAUGCUAAGGUAGAAAAGAUACCAGGAGGAACCAUUGAAGACUGUACUGUCCUUGACGGUGUAAUGUUUAACAAAGAUGUCACACACGGAGAGAUGAGAAGAAAAAUUGAGAAUCCAAGAAUUGUCCUUCUCGAUUGUCCACUCGAAUACAAAAAGGGAGAGAGUAUGACCAAUAUCGAGAUGAGCAAUGAGGAAGAUUUCAAGAAAGCUCUCGAGUCAGAAGAGGAAGAAGUCAGAAAGAUGUGUGAGCACAUCUUGAGAGUCAAGCCAGAUAUUGUCAUCACAGAGAAAGGAAUCAGUGAUUUCUGCCAGCACUUCUUAAUGAAGGGAAACAAUAUCACUAUGAUUAGAAGAAUCAGAAAGACUGACAACAACAGACUUGCCAGAGUUUGUGGAGCUACUAUUGCUCACAGGCCAGAAGAGCUUCAGGAAGAAGAUGUAGGUACCCUGAGUGGUCUUUUUGAGGUAAAGAAAAUUGGAGAUGAUUACUUCACCUUCGUUACUGAAAGUAAGAAUCCAGAAGCUUGCUCCAUUUUAUUGAGAGGAGCUUCCAAGGAUGUCUUGAAUGAAAUCGAAAGAAACUUGCAGGAUGCUAUGCAGGUAGCCAGAAGCGUUAUCAUUAAUCCAAAGCUAGUUCCAGGAGGUGGAGCUUUAGAAAUGGAGCUUGCAAGCAGACUUAUUGAGCACUCCAAAGAAGUUGAAGGACUUCAACAGUGGCCAUUCAAAGCAUUGGCUUCUGCUUUAGAAGUUAUCCCAAGAACUCUUGCUCAAAAUUGUGGAGGAAAUGUAGUCCGUUUGAUGACUGAACUUAGAGCUAAGCACAGCAAGGAUGAUGGUCUCUGGUAUGGAAUUGACGGAAACAAGGGAGUCAUUGCUAACAUGAAAGAAAUCGAUAUCUGGGAUCCAGUUGCAGUAAAAUUACAGACUUACAAAACAGCAAUCGAAUCCUCAUGCAUGCUUCUCAGAAUUGAUGAUGUCGUAUCCGGAAUGAAGAAGACUAAAAAACAAGCUGCUCCUCAACAAGAGGAAGAACCAAGACCAGAUGAGGGACACACCUUCGGAGAUGAGAGAGACGGCUAAUCC
Molecule: messenger RNA, 1691 nt
Organism: Moneuplotes crassus
Lineage: Eukaryota; Ciliophora; Spirotrichea; Euplotida; Euplotidae
Source: the annotation of a GenBank genome assembly